Brassica rapa (field mustard) is the source of this 5100-nucleotide messenger RNA. Its product is annotated as PR5-like receptor kinase. Gene Ontology annotation, biological process: protein phosphorylation. Gene Ontology annotation, molecular function: ATP binding; protein kinase activity. Lineage: Eukaryota; Viridiplantae; Streptophyta; Magnoliopsida; Brassicales; Brassicaceae. The record is from RefSeq and is a predicted model, not a curated record.
UUUCAUUUUUUGUUUGUUGCAAGGAUAAUUCAGUAAUUUGACUGCCCAGUUUCGGAAUCUACACGGCGACUAUCACAAAUUACUAAUAGCUACUUACACGCUCUAACUCUCUUGAAGAAAAUGUAAAACAACUUUUAAAUUUUGCAGAAGAGUGAUGGUCAAACGAAACAACAACAGUUGAUGCCUCUGUAGUUAUUGUGGAGAAUAUGGCAGUCACGCAACAAGUUGAUCUUUCAACACAAACGGCUGAAUCCUCGUCGGGCCGUGGACAGUGCGCUUAUGCAGAGGUGUGCGGAUGGUUGAAAGCUCUUCAGACUUCUACUCAGGCCCGUCUCAGUUCUAAACGAGGCCCUUUACUCAAGAAAAAAUUUUAGGGCUAAGAAGAAUAAAAAAAAAUCUAGGACCCUUUUUUUUUAAAAAAAAAAUAAUUUAAAACAUUUUCGGACCUUAUUCUGAGCAAAAAAAUUUCAAAAUUAUAAUGGGUUCUAUGCAAAUGUGCUCCUAGCACAUGCAGAGAGCCGGGCCUGCUUCUACUAUACGGUAGUCAAAUGUAAAUAUGAUGCUAACCUAUAAACAGAGCAGGCUCAACACUUCUUAAGGACUGUAGUGCAAAAAAAAAAUUUACUCUCUAAAAUUUAUAUAUAAAUAAUGUUUAAAAUAUUUUUAAAAUUUAAUCAGUAAUAUUUUAUAUAUUUUGUAGUGAAAAUAAAAUUAUAUACAUAUCAGACCCUUUUUAAUUUUAUUUAUUAUAUUUAUACUUUUUAUAUAUAAAAAUAUAAAUUUAUUAAAAAAACUAAACCCUUUAAUUAUUAUUAUACGGGGGACACGGCUUGGCCCGGAGUGGUCGCACCGGCCGGCCCUGCCUAUAAACUAAUAAUGGCAUGCUAACAAAAAAAAAAAAACUAAUAUUAGCAUCGCAUUAGGUGGUUGGGAAAUACGAAAUCAUUCAGGUGGCAUCUGUCAAUGGGGAGAAACUAGACUCAGGUUGGUGGAUUCAGCUUUGGAGGCAGAAGCAAAGAUACUUUUACUAAUCAUCCAAAAUAUACUCUUUCAAAGAUGCUCAGAGAUUGUUCUUGAAGGAGAUUGCAAAGUCUUGAUUGAUCAUCUCCACAUUUUAACGUUUUCAUUAGAAAUUGUCAAUAUCCGAAAAAAUAUCAAUUGGUGGGGCCUUGAAGUUCACGAGCUGCUCUUUCAAACAUCUAUAUAUGGAGUCAAGUGAGGUGGCUUAUGCUUUAGCCAAAAAAAGCCUUGACAAGUCCUAGUUUUUUAUUCAAAACUGGUACCUAAGACUUAAAAGACUUUUACUUUCAUUCUAACAAUAAUACACCUUUCCCAGGAAAAAAAAACAGGUGGCUGAGUUGAUUGUUCAGAAGAUAGACAUAAACAGGCUCCUGAAGAAUUCCUCCAGUUUUUUACCAACCAAAAGGACGAAGCAAAAGAUAACGUAACAAAAAAAUUCAGAGUUUAUUGUUAGUAAAUUCUUUAAACUUAUGGCAAAGAAGUUGGUACUGAUUGUCCUCCUAGCUUCACACUUGUUCGUGUCCGGAGUGUUGUCAGGGAGUAUCCUUACCAUAGAGAACAAAUGUAAUCAGACAGUUUGGCCAGUUAUCUUCUCAUAUGAUUCAAACCUCUCCACCACUGGUUUCGUUCUCAGAAGCGGCGAGGCGCGUGUCCUGCAGGCGCCGUCUUCAUGGUAUGGUCUUAUCUCGGCUAGGACGCUCUGCUCAACCAACUCGAGUGGUUACUUCUCGUGCGCCACCGGAGACUGUGAAUCCGGCUUCAUAGAAUGUCCCGGCUCAUAUUCUUGGUCUGCCGUGACGUAUGUCUACUUUAGAAUGGACCACGGCGGAGUUAGCAGCUACACGAUCACUGUCGAGCACGGUUACAACCUUCCCUUAGUGGUAGUCCCGUCACAGCCUAGCCAGACAUGUAUCAGCGCCGGUUGUUUGGUUGACUUGAACAAGACUUGUCCAGAGGAUCUUGGUUUUUUCACCGGUGGGAAACAAAUCGGCUGCAUUAGCGCGUGCAGAAAGUACAACACCAAAGAAAUUUGCUGCACUAAUGACUUCAGGUCAAAGCAAAGAUGCGAGAGGACGAUGUACACGAAGAACUUCGAGCAAGCUUGCCCACUCACCUAUAGCUAUGCCUUCGAAGAUAAUAACAGCACCAUGACAUGCCCUAAGUCAACUGACUUCGUCCUCACCUUUUGUCCCUCGUCCAUUCCCAAUAACACAAGAAGCUCCAUGUCUCCAUUUGCAGGACCCAAAAAUAAUUCUAAAGGGAAGUUAAAACCCAUACUCGGAGGUUCAUCAGCUUUAGCCGUGUUGAUCAUUGCUGUUGCGGUUGUGGUAAUGGUGAGAGCAAAGAAUGCGAGAAGAAAGCGUGAUUCAAAUUACGAGAACAUUGAAGCGGUUGUAAUGUUGAAACGAUAUAGUUAUGCAGACGUCAAGAAGAUGACAAACUCAUUCGCUCAUGUUCUUGGAAAAGGAGGAUAUGGAACUGUCUACAAAGGAAAACUACCCGAUUCGAGCGGACAAGAUAUUGCACUCAAGAUCUUGAAAGACCCAAAAGAGAAUGGAGAAGACUUCAUCAACGAACUAGCUAGCAUGAGCAUAGCAUCUCAUGUCAACAUCGUUUCUCUAUUUGGAUUCUGCUAUGAAGGGAGCAAGAGAGCUAUCAUUUACGAGUUCAUGCCUAAUGGAUCCCUUGACAAGUUUAUUUCCGAAGAUAUGUCAACGAAGAUGGACUGCGAAACAUUAUACAACAUUGCGUUAGGUGUUGCUCGUGGCUUAGACUACUUGCACAAUAGUUGUGUAUCAAAGAUUGUGCAUUUCGAUAUAAAGCCACAGAAUAUACUCCUAGAUGAAGAUUUGUACCCGAAGAUUUCGGAUUUUGGUCUUGCUAAGCUUUGCAAGAAAAACGAUAGCAUUAUAUCCAUGUUGGACGCGAGAGGGACCGUUGGUUAUAUUGCUCCUGAAGUGUUUUCCAAGAGUUAUGGAGCAGUUUCGCAUAAGUCUGAUGUGUAUAGUUAUGGAAUGGUGGUGCUUGAGCUCAUCGGGGUGACCAGUAGAGAGAGAGCUGAAACUUCUAGGUCUAAUAUGAGUACAAUGUACUUUCCGGAUUGGAUAUAUGAGGAUCUGGAGAGGAAUGAAAAUAUGAGAGUAGGAGAUCAUGUUAUUGAAGAGGAAGAGGAGAUAGUGAAGAAAAUGACAUUAGUGGGUUUGUGGUGUAUUCAGACCAAUCCAUGUGAUCGUCCACCGAUGAAAAAGGUUGUUGAAAUGUUAGAGGGAGGUGUAGAAGCUCUAGUGGUCCCACCUAAGCCUCUCUUGACUCCAGCCAUAAUGGCUUGGGAAACCGAUGAAGAGAGUGAAGAGACUACCAGUCUUUUGACACCAAGCCACUAGGAGAGAUUUUGACACAAACUCACUAAGGUUAGAUAUGUUUAUUAAUGUGUAAAAAAAUAUCUAUAGAAAAUCAAUAUUCAUGAAAAGAGCAUAAAUCUUGUGAACGUGAUUGAAACUAAACUCCCUAGUGUUUUUAAAAAAAAAAAUUGAACAAGUAGAGAAUAUAUAAUAUAAUAUAUAACAAAAUAAAUAUGCGCAUGCGUGUGUUAGAAGAUAGAAACUCUAUGAAGGGGCAUGUGAAAAGCUUACGUGCGGUUAUGAGAAGAGAAGCUCUUGCUCUGGGCACUGAACCUUUCUUUUUCUUCAGCUACUACAUGCAUAAACUAAAACCUAACUAAGUAAACUAAGAGAGAAUCGUUCGGUUACCUGUUUGUCAGCGGUUUGAAAUGUAAACCCAUCUUGAAACUGAGUUGGUAUUGUAUCAUCAUCGAUAUCAAAGACACUGAAAAGGAGAUCAAGGAGAGAAAGAAAAUAUCUUUUGAAAGUUUGAAACUGUGUCAUCUCAAGAGAUUCUUAAUGUUUUGGAUAUCUUGACUAAACCGGAAAAAAAUGCUCUUAAAUUCGGUUUACAUAAAAAUAAAGAGCAAUUCUCUCAAAUAUAUAUUUUUAAAUUUUUAUCACAAAAACAGACCUCAAAAACUUAAAAUGACCGAAAUGACAAUUUUUAUUUAGAAAAUUUUUAAAUUUUUUAUUUUUUAAAAUUUGAAAUCAUAUUUCUAAAACUCCACUUAUCGACUCUAAAUCCUAAAUUCUAAACUAUAAACUUUAAACUUUGAAUCCUAAACCCAACUCUUUAACUCUAAAAUUUAAUGUUUAGAUUAAUUAACCCUAUGGAUAUAAGUAUAUAAUUUACUUAUUUUGAUAAAAUGUUAAGUUUAUUUUAGUCAUUUUUAUUUUUAAGGUAAUUUUGUAGGUAUAUCAUAGAAAUUUUUUUAAAGAUAAGUGACGUGCUACCGCCACGUGCAUUAUAAGCAGUAAAAUCACGGCGACCACUGAAAAAUUCAACACCAAUCCUUCUUGAUCCCGUCUCCGUCGUAGAUCUUCUGUUUCGGCUUUUGGAAGGAGAAGAGAGAGCUAGCAUGGAGGAACACCACCAUUGCUGCAUUUACUCGAAGAUGCUCUCCAAAUGCACCUUCCCUUCACUCCUAAUCAUCUUAUCAAUCUUUCUAAUGGUUCGUGUAGUGUAUGUUUUGUACCGAUGUGGCAAACCUUUUCCCAAAGGAGCUUCACCCUCUUUUAGUACACUCGUUGUUCUUGGUUCUGGUAAGAAGAGGGUGUAUAUAAUAAUCAACUGGAUACAAUGUGAAUUGUGCGUAUUAUUUGACUGUGACUCUGGAACUAAGAGCACCUCCAACAGGGUUCUUCUCAUUGGAGUUCUUAAAAUAUGUACUAUGUAUAUAUAAAUAUAUAUUAUAUAGAUAUAAGUAUUUGUAGAGUCUACAAUUUUUGUGAAAUCUCAUAAACAAAUUUUUUUAAAGAUUCUUAAAAUCUCAUUUUAAGAAUUUUUGUCUAUGGGAUUCCACAAAAAUUGAAGAUCUCAUAAAUACUUAUACCUAUAUAAUAUAUACAUACAUAGAUAUAUACAUAGUACAUAUUUUAAGAUCUCUAAUGAGAAGAACCCUUAUUAGAACACCCUAAUUGGUGAACUCUUCCCAAAAUCUACUUUUGAUUAUUAUAAUUUUUUUUUUGGUUUUUC